ACCUUUUUUCCUAGUCUUGUUUUCUGUGUUUCUCACAAAACACCGUUUUUUGACGUUUCCGUAGUUUCCAUUUGUGAUCACUUUUUGAGACCUUUUUUUUUUCUCCUUUCCUAUUUAAUUCCUUCACAAUCACCCCUUUUUAUGGCCUCAAACAAGAAUUUUUCGAAUUUUGAUCCAGAGUAAUCUCUUAUAUAUACAUUUUUUUUUCUGUGUUUUUGGUUAGAAAAUAACUGGGCGAAAACCCAUGUCUGGAACUGCGGUUUCUGUGGAUUAAUCACGUCUUUCUGGCUGCUAUUGGAAUCUUGAAGAAAAAUCUCAAAUUUUUGGGAUUUUGACGAUGGAUAAUUGGAGAAGGCAAAAGUGGGAUAAUCAUGGACAGCAACCUCCCAGAAGAAAAUCACCACAGUAUAAGAAGCCACCCCGUGCUAGCUUGAUCGGUAAAGGAAGAUGGUUGGAGGGCUGCAAGUAAAACUUCGUCAAAUCUUGUGGAAAUGCAGUUGGCAGCCGAGAGUCCCUGCAUGGGAGAAAGAAUUCUGCAAAGUGAUAGGUUCACUAGAUUGGGAAACAUUUUUGCACAUGAAGAAAUUCAUUCAUCUAUACAAUAAUGUGCUCGAGUGGGAUGACUCUGCAGGUGAGAAGGCAUUUCACGAUGCCAAGAAACGAUUCUGGGCAAAAAAACAGGGCCUCCCCUGUGAUGAUGCAUCAUUACCUGAUCCUGAUCUUUACAUUGAUGAUAUAAAUUGGAGUUCAGAAAUUGAUCCUGAGAUUCUAUUGGAGCUCGAAUGCAAACCUGAAGUUCCUAAGGCAGGUGAAGGCCAUGAAACCGUCGUAAUCUUCGGUGAUUCUUUCCUCGCAAACCAAGCAUUCUUAUCGACUGGCUGGGGUGACAACGAAGAGAAUUUUAAAAUACCAAAAACUAAUGAAUCUCCUGCUAAGUAUGGAAAUCUAGGGGAGCAUUACUGGGAUGGAACUGCAAAUGGAUGCGCUGAUUAUCGCAAAAAUACAUGGCACGUGAAUGAUGGCAGUGGAGCUAUCAGACAUAUGGCAUCGGAAGAUGGUUGGAAUCAUUUCAAUGGUUGUGGUUAUAAGAAUUUGGAAGACAAGAAAGCAGACAAUGUCCAGAGAUCAUGGGACGUCAACAAUUUGGGGAGAGUCAGUGAUGCUGGACAAUACUUUCCAAGAUACAGAACUUCAAGAUUUCAAGGCAUUCGAGCACCAUAAAAACCACCUAUGGUGGAAGGACAGAGGUCGAAGGAGUUAAUAUAGGCAUGAUUUAUUUCAUUUCAUUCCAUUCCAUUUCUUUUAAUAUGCAUCUUUUAAGUAGUGUAUAUAGUACUAAAUUCAGCAAAGUCUGCUGUAUACAUUGAGUUUCUGUAGAGUAUAUUCUGUACUUAGUUCCCUACAAAAUUUUGUAAGAUAGUUUUCUGAUAUUAAGGUAUUGUAUUUUUAAGUCAGUACUGGUUUCUGUCUAUAUAUAAUGAACGUUUUGUUGUCAGUAAUUGAAUAUUCUAGUGUUUGAA
Messenger RNA from Olea europaea var. sylvestris, 1520 nucleotides. RefSeq lists its product as uncharacterized. NCBI's taxonomy places the organism in Eukaryota, Viridiplantae, Streptophyta, Magnoliopsida, Lamiales, Oleaceae. The record is from RefSeq and is a predicted model, not a curated record. Bases 448 to 1221 code for a protein of 257 amino acids. The transcript is spliced from 4 exons.